CACAUCUACAGGAAAUUAGGUUUUUCUCCUGCUUCGGACACCAAAGCCCUCCUCAGCCAGUUGCGAUAUUCCCCCCGGUUUACUGACAGUUAGUCGUAGCUGCUAAAGCCCAACAGUAGCUGUCCAGAUUUAGAAAUAGUUGAGAGGCUGUUUGUUUCAUCCGUCUGACACUCGACACCAAAGGAUCUCACAGACCCGCAUGCUAGCUCAAGCCCUCACUCUGUCCCCCAUGGUGGACACUCUCUCUGGGCCAACUCCUCUAUUUCUGUCUGGUCUCCAGGCCCGAGUCCUGCUGCCUGCCGCCGAUCAGAGCCUCAAAGACAAGACUGUGGACUACAUAGAGGUUGCUGCUUUGGACUGCUGUCAAUAGAAGAAGCCAGAGCUGCCAGAGAAGGCUUGUGUGGGGGGACAGGGCAGGAUCAGAUCAGAAAGGCCUUUUUGUGGAGACGGAGCCUUCUGAGGAGUUUACAUUAAAGAACAUGGAUUACAAAACUGUGAGGAAAACAACAAAUUUCAGGAUUGCUUUGGACAAAGGCCAGCUAAAAGGCACAACGCCUUAGGAGCUACUGGCUGUACAAAAUCCUGUCCAGGGGGCCCAAAUUGCAGCUCCAGCAGCAGACAGAGCGUAUAAUUUUGAGGUCUAUAUAUGCAUGAAUGACUGAACAACUGAAAACAGAGUUAUUUGUUAGCAAGUCUGCAUCAUGACCUCAGUUGAGAAACGCCGCUCAGGCCGAAAGAGCGGCGGUCACCGAAAGCACAGCGAUGGAGGUUACAGUGACACCUCCAGUGGUGGGUCCUUCCUGGACGAGAAUGAUCGCGAGGUCAGCAAUUUGACGGAUAGAGCGUUCAGGAGUCUCUGCAUCGGAGAUGAGGCUGUUUAUAAUGACUCAGACCUAUGUUUGUCUUCGCCCUGCACCCAGAGGGACAGACAGAUGGCCUUUAGUCAUGACAGAGAUAGAGGGGACAAAGAGAGGGAGGAACUCAAGAGAGCUGCACAUGAGAACUUCAGCCUCCGGGUGCAGCAGUAUGGACAGGACUGGAUUCAUGGAGGAAUGUAUGGUGCUGAGAUCCACAGAGAUCCACAGUGGGAUGUUUAUGGGGAAAGGACACAGGGGAGGAUUUCUGCCACAUUCCAAAACUCCUUUGUGGAAACCUGUCAACAGGAAAAGUCUCUGAGGGAAGAACAGCUGUCCUUCCUCAGCAACGGAGCCUCAGAGUUGAGUUCACAGCAACACAGAAGCCGCUCCAGAGUUUCUUCUCUAAUCAGAGCUUUUAACUCUGAUGGUCACAGGGACGUGGCAGGAAUGGAUGAUAAAGUCAGAGAGUGGAAUGAUGAGGCAAGCUGGGACAAAUCUGCUCUGAUGAGUAUCCAACAGGAACUUUCUGAAUUCUCUACAUCAUACCAGCAAAAUUUUCACAGUGGUCACUUCCCCUCUGCUGGCUCAUUCUCGUCCAGAGACGCCAACUUCUAUUCCUCUGAAGUAGCAGAAGUGGCUCACAUGUCUCACAAUUCUGCAUCUUCUUUUAUGAGAUCUUCCCACAGUAAACACAGCAUGUCUGCUCAGGUCAACUGUAACUCUAACUUCUUUAUACACAGUGAGUUUAGUCCCUUCAGGGUAUGGAGGGACCAUAACAGGUUUCCCUUCCAGCGAGGGGAAAUGUCAGGAUUUAUGCACUGCUCUGAGUUUCCUAAAUGGUAUGAAACACCAAUGUACAAUGAGCUUUCAAUGCAGAAUCAACCAUAUGGUCCAUAUCAAGGUAUGAGACACCCAAGGAGUAACAUGGCACCUGUGGUUCCUCCAAAUCCUCCACGCUCCACCUCAACAUCUACAAUGCUGCAGAAAGCUUCAGCUGUGGAGAAACGAUGUGAAUCAGAGUUGGCAGGUCAUUAUCCUCACAGGAAGAGAAGCCAGAGUCUGGGAGCCAACAGGCUUCCUUCCCAACGUCGAUCAACGGCUUCACCUACCAUCGAGAUGUCUCGACGUGUCCGCGACACCAUCAGCUCUGUCAAAGCCCUUCAGCAAAAAAUCAAAAUGAUGUCAGAGCAAAAUAUCACAGCAGGGGUGAUAGAAAACCAACAAGGAGUACUCUACAGCCAUGAGAAUAUGAUUCCCUUUGGCAACAAUCCAGUAGCAGUGGCACCAAAUGUUAACACAAGCACUACUCCCUUUAACAUCAGCCAGCUGCUCACACCUUUAGUCCAUUCACAUCAAGAAGCAGUGACAUCAGACUUCCAGCCAUAUGGAGUUUCUCCUCUACCUGUGGAACACGCUCCAGUUCGAGCCGAAAGCAGAGGAGCCACUCCUGAUGUUAGGAUGUCCAGCUACAAAUCCCGAGCCACGAGCCUACUCUUCAAUCUGAAAGACAACAGGAAAAGAGUGAAAAGCACCUACAGUCCUCCCAAAUUUAAAGGAUUGGAGACAAACAAACAGCAGUUUAUCCAGGAGCCUCAAGAGACUGUAAUAGAUAUGCCUGAUUUUCCAGAGCCAGAGAUCCAGUUUCUCCAGCUGGAAGAAUCAGGCAGAACAAAUGCUGCUGUAAACCAGUAUCACAACCCUGGAUUGCCUUAUACAAUGCUAGAUUCUCAACCUGCAGCAGCACAUACAGGCCAAUAUCCAGAGUACACUUUCGGUGAUUACCAGACAGCUCAGAUGCAAGGUCAGAUGGUUCAUCACUCUGGGUUCACUGGAUUCAUACCUGAAAAUUACACCAGCAAUCAGCUGGCUAAUGGACAGAAUCUCAAUGAAGCUUUAGCAUCAUUUGCUCCCUAUAAGCAAGGUGUGAUGGAUAAUAUGGGACAUCUUGCGGGGGAUGUAUACAGACUUAAAGCAUCUUAUGCAGAAACAUCUAGGCUAAAUGUUGACAACAAUCAAAGCAAAGACUAUUUAAUAAGCAAGGCAAAUAUGGAACAACCUUUUAAUGAAACAGUGGGAAGGGUAUUCACAAAGGUGGAUAGAUAUGAGCAAUUUGAAGACAACAAGCAUGAUUACAAUAAUGUGUCCUCACAGGAUAUGUGGAGACAGACAAACAGCCAAGACACAGAAAAGCUCAGUCUGAAAGCAGCUACGUCUCCAUGGAAACAAGAGUCUAUGAUGGAAAAGACAAGACAAGGAAAUCAGUCAAGUAUAAAUGAAGAACUCGAGAAAGUAAAGUUAAGGGAGAAUUUGGGGAUUGGAUCGUAUUCUUAUGAAAAAGCUGAUUUGGUCAAUACUAACAUGUCAGACCUACCGCCACCAUAUUCAUUCAGUAAUAACACUGUAGAAAAUCCUGCAUAUUAUGGACAACAGCAACCUUUGGCAUUUAAGGACAAAAAUGUACUUCAAAAAUAUUCUAGACACACUGAGGAAAAUGAAGUGAAAGAAAAUAAUUUGACACAGAAUUAUAACAGAUAUGCUGAUCAAGAAUACAGAAGCCAAUUUGCAUUAUACUCUACUAAGGAGAAAUAUAUGGCCAUGGAAGAAACAGGUCAGAUGAAACAUACGCCAAAUCCAAAUGUCCAUGAAGUGCAAAAUCUCCAGCCAACAGAAGCUAAACCACAGUUUGAACACAAUAGACAGAAAAAAUCAUUAUCUAACCCUGACAAUACAUCUGCCCCAACAACGGCAAAGCAGAUGAAAAACAGACAGUAUGCUGAGGUCAAGGCUGAACAGGUCAUGUCAGAACAUUUAAAAGUGCAACACGCCCAAGCAGAGCUGGCAAAAGCUCAGCAAUGGGCUCAAGUGGAGCAGCCCAAAGCAGAUUCGGCCAAGUUAAAUUUAGCAGGGCAGACUGGUUCAGAGAAAGUCAAAACAGAACAGGCCAAAUCAGAAGUAACUAAGCAGGAGAGCGUAAAACAAGCCAAAACAGAACAUAUCAAAGAGGAGAUAAGAAAAGGAGGACAGACAGGAAAGUCCAGAGAAAAACAGCCAGAGGAGCAGACAAAAGCUCUACAAACCAGAGUACGGAAGGUAACAGAUGAGCCAAGAAAUAUUACAGAGGAAGCACCGGCCGAGCACAUGAGAUGGGAGCAGGGUAUUCAGGUCAAAGCAGAACAAGCUGAAGCAGAGAGGUUAAAAGAAGAACUCAUAAAAACUGAACAGCCAAACACCGAGCAGGCCGACCAGGAAAGAAUAAAGCGAGCUAAAACUAAAUCGGCCACUGGAAAAAGAAUCAAUGAACGUCAAGCUGAGCAAGAAAAGCUAAGCGCAAAACAAGUUGAAAGAGAGCAGAGGGAGGCAAAAACAAUCGGAACAGAAAAGGUUAAUGCAGAACAGGCUGAAGCAGAACAUAGAAAAGGAGAACAAACAAAAACAGAACAGAGCAACAAGAAAGAAACCAAAGCAGAACAAGUGAAGUUAGAUCAAGUGGAGAAGAUCAAAACAGAACACAUUAAAGCUGAAGAUGUUAGACAAGCAAAAGAUUUAAUUCAAGUAGGGCGAGUAAAUGCAGUGCAAUCUACAACAUUGAUAGGUACAGCCAAAGAUGCAAAACCCGAAGAGAGAAAAGCUGAACACUCAAAGAUGGAACGAACCAAAGUGGAGCAAGCCAAAGCAGAGCUACCAAAGUCUGACAACAUGCAGGAAAGGUCAGAUAAACUCACAGCAAAACUUACAGCGACACAAGUUAAAAGCGAGCCAGAUAAAGUUGAACAAGUUAAGACAGAGUUAGCUAAAGCCAAAGCAGAGUUAGCAAAAAUAAAGGAAAAAAUGAGAGGUGAACAAAAAGAGAAAGUCAAAAAUACAGUCACCCUAAAAGAGGAUGACAUUGCAAAGAACAAUGUUUCUUUACACCUAAAUGUCAGUAAAAACAAGGAUCACAAAAAGCCUGAUCAGGCAGCUGAAAAGCAUCAACAGAACGAAGCUUCAGCUGUCAUAACUGGCAGCAGUCAGGCUUACAGAGGAGCUGAUGAUUAUGACCACCUUAGAGAGAAAUAUGGUUUUACAAAUGCAAUUUCAGCAAGCAAAAACAAACUGUCAACUACAGGAAAUGUCUCUUCAAAUGAUGCCAGUGAAACACAAGUUUUACCUCUUGAUAAAGCUGAGAAAGUAAAUACAGAGAAAUCAAAAGAUGAAUGCAGUCCAGCUAACACAGAAAAUAAAGAGGAAGGAAACAGAUUUAAAUCCAGUGAGGUGACAGAAAAUCAAUACGUUUACAGUGAGUCAUCCAAAGAAUUCAAAUUAUCCAGUGUGAAUGAUCCUCCUAUAAAUGUAGAUAAAAGAGCAAAUGGUGACAGUGUUGCUGAUAAAGUGAAGGAUGACAGUGCUGAAAAGUUAAAAAGACGUGACCCAAUCAAAGACGCUGAAAUUUCACUGCAAAGAGAUUCUGAUUUAACUAAACCACUCCCCCAUGAAAGAAAACCUAAGUCAACUGAGCACAAUAUAGUCCCGGGUAAAGAUCUGCAUUUUACCCCUCCCAAAGCGUUGUCCCAUAAAGAGAGAGCGCACACCAAGCAGGAGAUUCUGACUUCCAAGAUAAAAGCUCAUGCUGAAAAAGAGAUUUCAGCUAUUAAAGAGGGUUUUGCUAUACGAGAUGGACUUUCAAGCAAAAAUUCUUCUAAGCAGUUAGGAGGUAUUCAGAGUGUUAAUAUACGACAGAGGCCACCAUCACAGGAAGGGUCUAAAAAGCAUGAAAGCACCAGUAAUAUUACACCAAAGCAACAGACGGAGCCUUUAGGAGGACAGAUGGAACCAGUCAAGUCUGUUUCACCUCCAAGCUCAACUACAAUACCAGCUAAGUCUGCUGCAACCAAGACUCAGUUAGCAGACCAUUCACAGAAACAAGAAACAAGAAAACCAUUGAAGAGCAACAGCGAAGUGUCAGAACCACCCAGAAAAACAAACCAGACAGAAAACUAUAACAUGAGCACAACUGAGGACUUGGUGCAAAAUCAAAAGCAGGAAAAUCAACCUGGGGUUCAGUCACCAGUACAAAAUAAAGAGCAGACACCAAAGAUCGACCAAGGAAAACAGCAAGCAAACCAUGGAGAAAUCCCUGGAAAACAGAAAGAAGAACUUAAAGACAAUCCAGCUAUUAACACUGACAAUAGCAACAAAAAGACAGAAGCUCCAUCACAAACUUCAAGCUCAAAAUCUGUGAUGACAGAGAGGGCUGAAAGUAAAGAAGCAGCUCAUGAGGACUCAGAACCUACGAUAAGUCUUGUAUUAGGUCAGAGCACAGCCCCUGUGACUGAUGAUAGCUUGCAGAUUAUGGGAAUAAUGGUAACUGUACGAGAAAGAAAACCAUCUGUGAGCACUGAUGAUGGAGAUAACACCAGCAAAACACAAACAGAGAGAGAGUGCAAUAUUUCAGAGCUAGAUAAGCAUCAUCUCAACUCAGGAAGAGAAGCAAAAGAGAAAAUUUCAUCUUCAAAGGAACUUAGUGUAGCAAAGACAAAAGACAUACAGGAAAAAGAAGAUCAGACUGAAGUUGGUGUAAAUAAACUGCCUGAAACUGUGCAAGAAAAUUCCUCUUUGGAGACAAGAAAGAAUAAUGUGACUGAGAAUGUCACAGGGAAAAGGACAAAUCUCCAGCAGGAGACUUCUUCUAUAAAUGCAAAACUCCAAAGGGAAACACCUCCAGAACCUUUGGGUGAAAAAGGUAUGCCCUUCACAGCCACUGUACCCGCUAAAAAUAAAGUGUUGCCAGAAACCCAACCCCAUCUCCACAAACAGGACACAAUAGCAAGAGAAAUGAAAGACCAUGCAGAUAAAAUGCCAAAAGAGAAAUCAGCAAAAAGCACAAGCACAGAUGAAGUACAGACGAACACCAGGGAGACAAAUCCACUAAAAAUACAAACCAGUGAGAAUUUCACUGCCAAAAAGGUGAACACAGGAAUCAACAGGCACGAUGCUGAACCUUUACAAAAACAUGGCAUGCAGCCAUCAGUGAAAGAAGAUAUGGCAAGUAUUGCAAAUCAAUCCAAAAGCAGUAGCAUAGAUGACAAGAGUGCAAAGCUGCCAGACGAAAAGACACACGACUCAGCACCACCAAAAACCUCUAACAAAGUCAAUCCUUCUAGCAAUUUAACUGAGAAUGAAAACAGAUGUCAAUAUAAUAAGACACACAUUGAACAAAAUAAUCAAAAGGAUGAUAAUGUGCAUAUUGACUGCAUUGCCAUCAGAGUUGUGCCAGCAGUAACUGAGAAGGACAGUGUGACAAUGGUGGGAAAACAUCACAUGACAACUUUCUCUUCUGAUGCUGUGCUGGCUAAUGAACAUAAACAAGUUGCAUCAUCUAGUUGUGAUCAAAAAGCAAUUCCUUUUAACAGUCAAGACCAAGCCAAAGACCUCCCUCCAGCAAGCAGUGAGAAGAUGAUGACAGACAGUUUGGAAGACAAAAUAAGAGUUCAAGAGGUGUUGUCCAGUGUGCGAAAAUUGUCUGAUUCAUUAAAAAUCAGCAAUAAACAGAACAGCACCAACACAACUAGUGGGAUUACUCAAGCUGAAAAUGAAAAUCCUGAAAAACUAGAAAAAAAUCUGAAAUUGGCAGAUGAGUCAAAUAUACAACCAAUGGAGGGAGACUAUUUUCAAGUACAAGGAGCGUCAAAUAACGAGCCACAUAACAAUAGUGCAACUGUUGGAGAUGCAUCAAAGGGAAGAGAACUAUCAGCACUACAACAAAACAAGACCGUUGUCAGCAAUGAAUCAUACAAGGAAGGAAAAACUGGAGCCUUUGUGUUCAAUGUGGAUCCAGAUAAAAGGAAAGCAGUGGAAUCAAGUUCAGUAAGCAUUCAAGAUGAGAGCAUAAAAAAGAAAAAAUGGGAAAGAGACGAUAAGCUGGCUUCCAAACAGACUGAUGGUUCCAUGGAGAGAUGGAGUAAUAAUGCAAUGACGGAGGCAGUUCAAGCUAAUCUCAUAAGAAAACAUCACACAGAGAACAAGUCCGGUUUAUCAGCAAUGGAAAGACAGAGUUCAAGAAAUUCACAUGCAACAAAAGAAAACAUGCUUAAAGAAAACCCUCAAGUUAAACCGAAACCAAAAGAAAGAUCAUCCACAAUACCUGAGAUUUCAGCACUUGCAGACUAUGCCAGGUUAAAAGUAAUUGUUUCAGAGGACACAGAGGUGAACAGAGUUCAGGAAUUCCCUCCCAACAAAAAGGAAGGAUUUUUUCCACUAAUACAGACCCGUCAUAGCAGACGUCCUGUGUUCACUACUGACCCACAAGACUUCUCUGUGAAAGAGAAAAAUUUGCCAAGUAAGACAGAGACGAGCGCCAAAGUGAAUAAAGAGCCCAAAGCUCCAGUAUAUCCCAUUACAGAAAAAGAACACCAAAGGACAGGGAUGUUCAAACUAGGAGACAAAGAGAAAAUGCUUUUAGAUGCCAAAGUGAAUGAAGGUGCAGCAAAGGAUGCACAUCAUAAAGAAAGAAUCAAGCCACCAGCAGCUCAGACAGAACAAAUGGCUGGAGCUGGAACCCAAAUAGUAAAUCAAGAUCAGAAAGUUUAUCAACCAAACGAUCCUCUUUUGCAAGCAACAACUUCUGCAGUCAACAGGCCAAGAAACACUACUGAAGGGUUGACAUAUUUAGAUAAAAACUCUCUUCCACAUGAAAACAUGACAUCCCUAAUUAAAGAUGAGAGGAACGAACAACAACAAGAUAAAGACACAGGGGCUAAGACUGAGGAUGGAAGGGCAGAUAAACUCAAAAAUGAAAGGCUUGCAACUCUACAUGAAGAAACCAAAGCAAAGUCACAGGGUAGAAUAAAACAAGUGGAAGAAGAUGAAGCAUCCAGGAGCAAAGAGGAGAAAAGAGAAGACGACAUGAGAAUAAAACACAUGAUAGAGGAGAGUAGAGCUUCUCUGGCCGAAGAAGAGAGGAGAGUCAUUCAGAGGGAAGAAGAGAGGAGAGCGAGAGAACGUGAGGCCAUAGCUAUUAAGAUCAAAGAGAGACGAGAAAAACAGAGGGAGGCAGAGAGAACAGCAGAGGAAGAAAGAAAAGCAAAACAGAAGGAAGGAGAGAAAGCUGCUCAAAAAGAAGAGGAGAUAAGAGCAAGGCAAAGGGAGGAAGAAAUGAAGGUGAAAAAAACAGAGGAGAGACGGGCAAAACUGAGAGAGGAGGAAAAGAGGAAAAGAGAGGAGGAGGAGAGGAGGAGGAUGAAAAAGCAGCAGGAGGAGAGAGCUGCACAAGAAGAGCAAAGAAAGAGAGCAGCUCAAAAAGAGCAAAUGAGAGUUCAAGAUGAGCAAAAGAGGCGAGCUGUACAAGAAGAGCAACAAAGAAGAGCUACACUGGAAGAACAGCAAAGAAGAGCUGCACAAGAAGAGCAACAAAGAAGAGCUGCACUGGAAGAACAGCAAAGAAGAGCUGCACAAGAAGAGCAACAAAGAAGAGCUACACUGGAAGAACAGCAAAGAAGAGCUGCACAAGAAGAGCAACAAAGAAGAGCUACACUGGAAGAACAGCAAAGAAGAGCUGCACAAGAAGAGCAACAAAGAAGAGCUGCACUGGAAGAACAGCAAAGAAGAGCUGCACAAGAAGAGCAACAAAGAAGAGCUGCACUGGAAGAACAGCAAAGAAGAGCUGCACAAGAAGAGCAACAAAGAAGAGCUGCACAAGAGGAACAGCAAAGAAGAGCUGCACAAGAAGAGCAACAAAGGAGAAUUCAAGAAGAGCAAAAGAGGCGAGCUGCACACGAAGAGCAACAAAGAAGAGCUGCACUGGAAGAACAGCAAAGAAGAGCUGCACAAGAGGAAGAGCAAAGGAGAGCAGCUCAAGAGGAGCAACAAAGGAGAGCUCAAGAAGAGCAAAAGAGGCGAGCUGCACUGGAAGAGCAACAGAGAAGAGCUGGAGAAGAGGAACAGCAAAGGAAAAUUCAAGAAGAGCAAAAGAGGCGAGCCACACAAGAAGAGCAGCAAAGAAGAGCUGCACAAGAAGAGCAAAAGAGAAGAGCUGGAGAAGAGGAAAAACAAAUGAGAGCUGCACAAGAGGAGCAGCAAAGAAGAGCAGUUCAAGAAGAGCAACAAAGGAGAGUUCAAGAAGAGCUAAAGAGGCGAGCUGCACUAGAAGAACAAAAGAGAAGAGCUGCACAAGAGGAGCAGCAAAGACAAGACUCUCUGGAUGAGGAGCAAAGGCGAGUUAAACAGGCUGAUAAGAUAAGAAAGGAGGAGAAAAUUGCUUACAUUUCAGAAGCCGAAAGGUUUAAGCACAUCCAGGCACAGAAGAAAGCAGAGCAGCAGAUUGAAGAGCAGAGGAGAGAACAUCAGAAAAAAGAAGAAUGGAUGAAAACUCAAAGAGAGGAGGAAAAGAAGAAAGCUGUGGAAAAAGUCCUAAAACAAAGAGAAGAAAAGCAAGUCAAAGAGGAGAGGAUCAGACUCCUUGACAAGAGCCAAGCACCACCCAAAGAGGAGAAGAGAGCAGCACCAGAAGUAAUGCUAUCUAAGACGGAGGAUGAGAUCCAGGCUAAAAAGAGAGAAGAAGAAAUGUUUGCAGCUCAAAGAGAAAAUGUCAGAGCUGCCCAGAUGGAGAAGCAAAACAGAGCAGCACAGAUGGAUACUCUCCAGUACUACGCCAUCACCUCAAGAGAAUCAGAGAGGACAUCCAGAGAAAGACAAAUAUUAUCCCCUUUACCUCCCCAACAAAGAAGCAAUCCAUCAGGACUUGAGUCAACUAAUGACUCCCAGACCAGGCAUUAUCGACCGCAUGCCUCGCCGUCUCCAGCUCCAUCUCUGCCCCGUUCCACCACGUCCUCUCCUGCUUUAGGAGCCAAGCCCUCAAUGUUCAGAGUAAAGGAUAACACUAUCAGGGGUUCUUCUUUGACCAAGUCAGUCAAACCUCGCUUCCAUAAGAACUUUGGAGAGGAUUUCUGGAUGGGUUCACCUGUGGGGUCAGAGAGAGGAGAGGAAGAGCAGGAGACAAUGAGACACAGUGCUGGAACUCCAGUCCACCCUGAUGCAGGAUUCAACAGACUUGCUGCCAUCAAUGAAUCCUCAACCUUCCAGUCAGCAUCUUCAUCACUGGAUUACUCAGCCCACAUCCCUCAUCACCGGCCCUAUUCUAGGAGAAGCAUUGCUAUGGAUGAGGACGACUCCCGCUCUGUCAUCAGCAACAUGUCAGAGGAUGUGGAGAGUUUUGCCACCAGUGCAGCAGACCUGGCAGAUAUACGAGGCCUGUAUGACUCUGAGAGACCAGAAUCAGCCUGUAGCUUCAGCAGCGAUGUGUCCCGCUCUAUGGGCAAGCCUCCAGCUGUUCCUCCAAAGAGUGAGAAAGCCUUACGCAGAGCUAAAAGGUUAACUUCUCGGAGGAUAAAUAAAGAGUUGUCCAAAGUUGCAGAAAACAACCCUGCUGGACUUGAGAAAGAUGUCUCCAGUAUUCCUUCUUCCUCCUCAUUUGAGGUACGCUCCUCCAACCGCCAUGCUGUAGCUUCCCCUCAUUUUUCUGCACCUGUCUCCCUCGCUCACGCUCCAACAUUGGGCUCUAGCUUGCCAUCUUCACAUACAGAGCACCAAUCUUCUCAUCGCUCUUUCCACGCUUCCCCUCAUGCCACCGGUCCCGUCUCCCUCCCAGUUUCCUCAGCUCACGCUACUGCCACUGUUUCCCUCCCUACUGUGUCUCCUAACAUUACUGUUCCUGCUUCUCAAGCUAUUACUCCUAAGACAGUUGCUCACGUUCCUUCUUCUCCCACUCUCCAUCGUGCCAACCAUCCAGCUCCAGUGACACAGUACCAAGUAGAGUCAAGCUAUCCACAGUCCUACCCAGUGACCCAGCGCAAGGUGCUGCAAGACCUCGGUUCUGGUCAGUAUUUCGUCGUGGAUGUUCCUGUUCCAGUGAAAACAAAGACUUUCUUUGACCCAGAGACGGGAAAGUAUGUUCAGCUCAAUGUGCGCGAGUCUGGACAAAGCAUCUCACAGCCUCAGCCUCAGCACCAACCCCAAAUGCAGAUCAAGCCACAGCAACAGCCUCUGCCCCAGACCUCUCCGGCUGGCAAGCCCUUUGGGUUUUAUCAAGGCUACAACGGUUAUCCACAAGGCUACCAACCUGCAGCUGUCAACUCUGUACACUCUCAGAGGUCAUCAGUCCCAGCAACUCUCCACCAGGAACAACAGCCUGUCAGGGAGAGCCACAACUAUGGAUAUCCAGCCCCUGAAAUAGGACAGAACUCUGAAGUUCAUCGCUACAGUCCAGAAAAAAACCCAUACAUGGAUACGGUUAAUGAUAAAGACAAAACAUAUAACAGAGUUUACAACACACAUGGCUCAUAUGAGUCAUUCCCAGAGUGUGACACAAACAGCCAGCUUGCAGGAAGCUCCAUUUGUGAAAAUGAUAACUCAGCCCCCUCACAGUAUCAGUCUCGUGAUAUAAUAACCAUGAGUGAACUGGAAGACUUUAUGGAUGCAUCUGACUGGUGAGAACAAAGACUGGUAUAAAGUAUUUAAUAAAAUAAAUAUACCCAGAAAGCACAAAAUGAAUGGAUCAUAUUAUGCAGUAUUUUAAGCAUUUGUAAAUUACAUUUUUCAGUUGAAAUAGUCCCAGAAUGUUUUUGGUUUGUAGUUUUAAGGAGUCCCUGUGACAUGCUGUUAAAUUGCUGCUGCUUUUGGAGUUACAUUGAUGAUCUAUUUAUUGUGUUACAGAGUUCACCAUUCCAUUUGACUUUUGAAUGUGAGAAGCUAAGAUAUAUUACUUGUGUAAACGAUAUCACUACUAUCCCGUUGCCUCUUAAACUUAUGUUAUCAUACAUCAAACAACAACAGUGUGUCAAAAGUGUUCGUUUCAGCUAUGAACACCAGUCAGCCUGCUGAUGUUUUCCUUUUUUUUUUUCUUGCUUGUGAAAUCCUACUUUUGGCAUUUUCUGAUGCAUGUAAUAUUGUGAAACUCAAAGUGUCAAUCAGUUUUUUUUCAGAUGGUAUAAAGUGUAGUUUGUGUAUUCGGCCGCUGUGUCAAAGUGCACACAGGACGUUGAGAUUAUUGCUGUUUUUAAGGUUUAAUUUCAUACAGUAGUCUAUUUUUUAAAUUGGAAGUUUGCGAGAAUGUUUCUGUGUUGCUGUGAAACAGAAUAGUGUGACAUGGGCUUAUGCAGACAAUAAAAACACACUUCAUUCAGACUAAAUACGUUUUCAUCCCAGUGACUGCCUUUCAGAUCACUCUGUAAAGGGUAUAAAUAAACAAAAGGGAAAUAUAAAAGGUUUCUGUAACAGUUCCUUUUUUCAUUUUUAUGACGAAGACAACUGAAAUAACAAUAUACUAUUACUAUCACUGGCUUCCUGUUCUGUACCCUGGGUCUAAAUGACUCAAAAUGAAGAGUCUUUUCACUGAUUGCAUAACAAGAUUACAAAGUGCAAUAAUACAUCCUGAGAGAUUUCAAAACACAAAAAGAGAAAAUUGUGUUGAUGA
Molecule: messenger RNA, 13302 nt
Organism: Amphiprion ocellaris (clown anemonefish)
Lineage: Eukaryota; Metazoa; Chordata; Actinopteri; Pomacentridae
Gene: c16h10orf71
Product: titin homolog
Exons: 2
Coding region: 702-12320 (3872 amino acids)
Biological process (GO): positive regulation of calcineurin-NFAT signaling cascade
Cellular component (GO): Z disc
Source: RefSeq, a predicted model, not a curated record